CAAACACGUGUACAGAUCAUACUUAAAAAUAAAGCCAUGUUAUCCUUUCUCUCCGGCUGGUUCUAUCCUUUUGUCCCUCACCCCUGACGCGGGGGGGGAUUAUCACGUCCCCCCCCUCGUGGAUUAACGUCCCCUCAGCGGCGGGGUUGGGAUUCGAACUGGUGACCGAGCGGCGGUCCGCCCACUGCGCAUGCGCCGACUGCCGACCGCGGCGCAAGUGAUGUCAACCAACGCCUGGGGCAUGCGCAAUGCUAGUGGGGGGGGUUCCCCAACCGAUUACGUCACCGACAGCCGGAGCAUGCGCAAUGCCGGCUUUGACGGGGGUUCCCCGGGACUAUCCCAUGUGAUGUCACAUACGCCUGGGGCAUGCGUAGUGCCGGCUCUGGCGGGGGUUCCCCGGGACUGCUCCCCCCCCCCUGUGACGCAACAGGGGCAGCCCGCGGCGACGUCACAGAGCCCGGGGGCCGCCGCGCGCUCCAGGGAUCACAAUCAGCAACAUCGCGCCCAGCGGCCGGGAGCGGCGGGUAGCUACAUCGAGGAUCCGUCCCGCCCUCGGCUGGCCCUGUGUUACCAGGAGUCUCCACCCUGGAGCGAGGGGAGGAGGAGAGUGAGCCGGGGUCCACCCUUGGCCUGGGACAGGUCCGGGAGCCCACCAGGACCCCAGAGAGAGGGAGACGCCGGGCGGGCCCCGUCUCCCUCUCUCCCGCCCUCGCCCACGCGCUGGGGCGCCACGGACCGGUGGGCGAGGGGCCCGCCAGACUUCUGUGGGAGGAGGAGAUCUCAGACGCCAGUCUCCGCACGCCAUCCGAGAGCGAGGACAGCGAGACGGCCCCGCCUUCCCUCCGCGGGGAGUUCACCCCGGACACUCCCCGCCGGCCCUUCCUCAGCACGGAGACUCCCCAGGCAGCCGCUAUCUUGGACGCUCCCGAACGGUCGGCCAUCUUGGUGAGUCCUGAGAGGUCGGCCAUCUUGGACGCUCCCAUGCGGUCGGCCAUCUUUGUGAGUCCUGAGAGGUCGGCCAUCUUGGACGAUCCCGGACAGUCGGCCAUCUUGGCGAGUCCUGAGCGGUCAGCCAUGGCGGAAGAUUACCGAUGGUCGUCCAUCUUGGUCAGUCCUGGGGCAGCCGCCAUCUUGGAGCACCACAAGCGGGCAUCCAGGCAGCACAGGCCUGAGGCGAUCGCCCCACUGGACCGGCCCAGCACUAACUCCCUCCCGGCCAGACCUGGGCCCAAGCCAGUCACAGUCCCGCUGUCGUUGCCAGAGCCGCCGGCCUCCCGGGCAAAGUGGGCUCCAGGCCAAGAUUCAGUCCCAGCCUGGGAAAAUCCUGACCUAGCGGCCAUCUUGGGAAGCCCAGACCUAGUGGCCAUCUUGAAGAGUCCGGACCUGGCGGCCAUCUUGGGGAGGGCAAACCCUGCGGCCAUCACAGAAAGGUCGGACCCAGCAACCACCUCGCAAAGGUCAGACCCGGUGGUGACCACCUUGGAAAGGUCCGACACGGGGGCCAUCUUGGGGAGGUCGGAUCCGGCAGCCAUCUUGGAAAGGUCCAACCCGGCAGCCAUCUUGGAAAGCCCCGACCCUGGGGCCAUCUUAGGGAGGUUGUACGCAGUGGACACCUUGGGGAAGUCGGACCCGGCAGCCAUCUUUGAAAGGUCGGAUCCAGCGGCCAUCUUGGGGAGGUCUGGCCAGGUGGGCGGGCCCUGGGAGGAUGACACAAUGGACUCCCUGCCCAAGCCCGACCGCCAGGACACCGAGCCCCGGUUCCCCACCGACCCGGCCCUCGGCAGCCCCACCCCCACCGCUGUACUGGCCCAGAUCCUGGCCACCACGCUGGGGGGCCCUCCGCCCCUCGAUUCCCCUCCCCCCAAUGAGUUGGACAACCCUUUCUCACUGGCUGCAGGGCUACUGGCCGGAAUCCUCCGCUCCUUGCCCAUCCCUCCCGUCAAAGAGCUCCCCCUCUCCUCCAAUCCCAGCAGAGACCUCCCUCUCUCCUCCAAUCCCAGCAGAGAGGUCCCUCUCUCCCCAAAUCCCAGCAGAGAGCUCCCUCUCUCCCCCAAAACUAGCAGAGAGCUCCCUCUCUCCUCCAAUCCUACCAGAGAGCUAUCUCUCUCCCGCAAUACCAGCAGAGAGAUAACUCUCUCCCCCAAUCCCAGCAGAGAGGCAACUCUCUCCCCCAAUCCCAGCAGAGAGGUAACUCUCUCUCCCAAUCCCAGCAGACAGGUCCCUCUCUCCCCCAAUCCCAGCAGAGAGUUCCCUCUCUCCCACAAUCCCAGCUGGGAGCUCCCUCUCUCCCCCAAUCUUAGCUGGAGGGCCCCUCUCUCCUCCAAUCCCAGCUGGACAAUCCCUCUCUCCACCAAUCCCAGCAGGGUGUAUGCUCUCUCCUCCAAUCCCAGCUGGACGUUCCCUCUCUCCCCCAAUCCCAGCAGAGAGCUUUUUCUCUCCGCCAAUUCCACCUGGGCGGUCCCUCUCUCCUCCAAUUCCAGCAGAGAGGUCCUAAUCUCUGCCAAUGCCAGCAGAGAACUCCCUCUCUCUGCCUCUCCCAGCAGGGACACCCCCGGGACCAGCAGAGAGCGGGGAGGCUUGGAGGAGUUGGACUGGUGGGACCAUCCCAGCAGAGAUGUGGUGGACCAUCACGCAUCGCCCCUGAACUAUCCCAGCAGACACACUAGCAGGGAAGAUGUGGACCAGCAGGAGACUUCUCCUCUCAGGUUUCCCAGCAGACACACCAGCAGGGACAAACUGGUGGACCACCAUGCAACAUCACUCUUGGAAUAUUCCAGCAGAGACAGCCCCAACACCAGCAGGGAUGACGGGACCAUCAAGGACCAUGAGAUGUCAGGAUAUCCCAGUAGACACACCAGCCUCAGCACCAGCAGGGGAAAGGUGGGGGAGCUCCAGGAGACAUCUACCAUGGAUAAUCCCAGCAGAGGCAGCUCCACCACCAGCAGAGAUGUGGGGAGCCACCAGGGGACUUCACCACUGGUCUAUCCCAGCAGACCCACCAGCCUGGACACCAGCAGAGACGCGAUCACUGCAGACCACGCCAUCGUCUCAGCAGCUACGCCUCAGAGACACGAACACAGCAGACACACCAGCCUCACCACCAGGGAGUCGAUGGAGCCCCAGCAGAUGCCUCCCACGAGGCAUCCCAGUAGAAAAGGUGCUGGCACCAGCAGGAAGGCGAAAACCAGCCUGGACACCAGCAGGGCUAAUCCGCUGGAGCUCCAGGCGGUGUCGGCCGUGGGGCACCCCAGCAGACACACCAGCAGGGUCAAGGUGGACCUCGAGCAGACAUCAGUCUUGGAGAAUCCCAGUAGAGACGUGGAUGCCUUGGACCAGGAGACUUUCUCAGGAUCAGCCAGUAGACACACCAGCCCCAAUCCCAGCAGGGUCAAGGUGGACUAUGAGGGGACAUCAGCCUUGGAGAAUCCCAGCAGACAGACCAGCAGAGAGAUGGUGGUUCUGCAGGGACUGCCAUCGCUGGGGAAUCCCAUUAGACAGACCGGCACCAAUCCCAGCAGGACUAAUGUGCUGGAUCUCCCAGUGACCCCAUCAUUGGCAGAUCCCAUUAGACACAGCAGCCCCGUCCCCGGCAGAGAUACGGUGUCCCAGGUCCCAGGAUUUCCCAGCAGAGAUGAUCCUGACACCAGCAGAGAGGGGAUGCCCCUCCUUGACCAUUCCAGCAGGGACGGGGAAUACCCCCGUGCAACCGCCGUCUCGGGAAAUCCCAGCAGACACGGCAGCCUUGGCCCCAACACCAGCAGAGAGAUGGUGGGUCUCCCGCGGCAACCCAGCAGAGAUGAGCCCGUCGCCAGGCUGCCCACCCACCAUCCCAGCAGAAAUGCCCCCGACACCAGCAGGGGCGGACAGGACCUGCAGGGUCAUGAGGAGAUACUAUUUUGGGGCCAGACCAGCAGACAUGCCAGCUCAAAGACCAACAGAGGUCAGGUGUGGGACCUUCAGGAGGCAUUGGCCUCGGGCUACCCCAGCAGACACACCAGCCCCAAAGCCAGCAGGGACGUGGGGUCCCAGGUCACCCCAGCCUCCGGAUACCUCAGCAGACACACCAGAGACGGCCCCAGCACCAGCAGAGACUACGGGCCCAUGUUGGACCUUGAUGAGGAUGCGUCCUCGAGCAAUCCCAGCAGAGCGAGCACUGACUCCAGCACAGAUCUGGGAUCCCUGGUGGAUCUCGAGAUGUGGCCGGCAGACCAUCCCAGCAGAGCUGAGCCCGGCACCAGCAGAGAUGUGGGAAUCCUGGUGGAAUUUCAGGAGAUCUCACCCACGCACCAUCCCAGCAGAGCGAGUCCCAACUCCAGCAGGGAUGUGGGAACCGAGAUGGAUUUUGAGAUGUGGUUGGCAGACCAGACCAGCAGGGAUGUAGGGACCAUGGUGGAGCUCCAGGAGGCAUCUCCCGCAGCCCAUACCAGCAGGGCCGGUACCAGCUCCAGCAGGGACAUGGGCAACCUGCUGGAUCCUGGGGUGGUGGCGCCCUUGGACGAUCCCCACAGACCUGCCCAGCAUCCCAGCAUCCCGUCCACCAAUCCCAACAGGGAAUUGGAAGCGGCGUUCCCUCCCAGGAAUCCCAGCAGCCCUGUCAACGCAGCCAGGGUUCCCAGCACAACAUUUAACACAGCCCCAGAUCCCAGCAGCCCAUCGAACACAGUCCCUGAUCCCAGCAGCAGUUUGAACACAGCCCCAGAUCCCAGAUCAUUGAACACAGGCAUGGAUCCCAGCAGAAUGUUGAACACCGCCCCGGAUCCCAGCAGUCAGCCAGGAGCAAUCCUGGAUUCCAGCAGAUCAUGGAAUACAGUCCCAGAUCCCAGCAGAAUGUUUAACACAGCCGUUGAUCCCAGCAGAACAUUGGAUGCAGUCCCAGAUACCAGCAGACUGUUGAAUAUAGUCCCUGAUCCCAGCAGCCGGGCUGGAGAGGCCCCGGAUCCCAACAGUUCAUUGAAUACAGUUCCUGAUCCCAGCAUAACAUUGAACACUGUCCCGGAUCCCGGCAGCCGGUCUAGUAUGCUGCCGGAUCCCAGCAGCCCAUCAAAUACAGUCAUAGAUCCCAGCAGAAUGUCAAAUGCAGUCUUGGAUCCCAGCAGAACAUCAAACACAGCCCUGGAUCCCAGCAGGGCACUGAACACAGACCCAGAUCCCAGCAGAACAUUGAAUAUAGUUCCAGAUCCCAGCAACCAGCCUGGAGCAAUCCAGGAUCCCAGCAGAUCAUUGAAUGCUGUCUUAGCUUCCAGCAGAUCGCUUAACACAGUCCCGGAUCCCAGUAGCCCGUCGAAUACAGUCAUAGAUCCCAGCAGAAUGUCGAAUGCAGUCCUGGAUCCCAUCAGAACAUUUAACACUAUCCCUGAUCCCAGCAGCCGGCCUGUCGUGACCCUGGAUCCCAGCAGCCCAUUGAAUGCAGUCGCUGAUCCCAGCAGCAAGUUAAACACAGCCCCAGAUUCCAGCAGCUCGUCAAAUACAGUCAUAGAUCCCAGCAGAAUGUUGAACACAAUCCCUGAUCCCAGCAGAUGGUCUGGAGCGGCCCCGAAUCCCAGCAAAUCAUUGAAUACUGUCCUGGAUCCCAGUAGAACAUCAAACACAGUCCCGGAUCCCAGCAGCCCGUCGAAUACAGUCUUGGAUCGCAGCAAAUCGUUCAAUGCAGUAUUGGAACCCAGCACAAUGUUGAACAUAGUCCCAAAUCCCAGCAGAUCAUGGAAUGCAAUCUCGGAUCGCAGCAGAAUGUCUAACACAGUCCCGGAUCCCAGCAGCCGGCCUGGCGUGUCUCUGGAUGCCAGCAGCCCAUUGAAUACAGCCUUGGACCCCAGCAAAAUGUUGACCACAGCCGCCGAUCCCAGCAGCCAUCUGACCAUCGCGCUGGACGGGGGCCGGGUGGUCCGUAUCCUGCUGGAUCCCAGCUCAAUAGGGACCGCCCUGCUGGACCUGCGGGGGCUUCGGAACACGGCCCCGGAUCCCAGCAGACCACUGAACGCAGCCACAGAUCCCAGCAGCCCAUUAAACGCUGCCCCGGAUCCCAGCAGCCCGUGGAACGUAGUCCUGGAUCCCAGCAGACAGUCAAAUGCAGACCAGGACCCCAGUAGAAAGUCAAACACAUCCCCCGAUUCCAGCAGCCUGUGGAAUGCAGUCUCAGAUCCCAGCAGAGAGUCCAGCACGGGCCAGGAUCCCAGCAGCCGGUCGAACAUGGUCCCCGGGAGCCUGCUGGCGGUGGCCCGGCCUCCCAGCAGAGACCGAGGGGCGUGGGGACCCCCAGCCCCGCCCGAACCCCCUCCCCGCUCGCCUGCAGGGCCCGAGGCUCAGGCUGUGGGGCCCGACAAGGGCCCAGCGACCGGCGGGGAGGCCCCAGCCUCAACCUCAGCGACGAGGACUCGAGGCCCAGGCCUAGGAGUCAGGCUUCAAGGCCUACAAGUAGUGCCUAAUGUGGAGGAUCCAGGCAUAGUGGACAUGCUUCAUGGGCCAGGCCUAGGAAUUAAGCUUCAGGGCCUACAAGUAGCGCCUAAGGUGGAGAAUCCAGGCAUAGUGGACAGGUUUCAGGGGCUAGGCCUAGGAAUUAGGCUUCAGGGCCUACAAUCAGUAUCUACGCUGGAGGAUUCAGGCCUAGAGGAUAGGUUUCAUGGGCCAGGCCCAGGAGUUGGGCUUCAGGGCCUACAAACAGUGUCCACACUGGAGGAUUCGGGCCUAGCAGACAGGCUUCAGGGCUCGGAGAUGGCGUUGAGAUCCCGGUGGCCUGGUUCGUUCACCAGCCUCUCCCCCAUGCCCCCUCAACCCACGGCCCUCCACACGGACAUUCUGCAGUGUCGGGCAGAGCCGGGCGACGGGGGGAUGUCGGAAACGGUGGAAGAGGAAGUGGGCCGGGAAGAAGAAGAAACGAGCGUUAGGGCAAAGGAAGUCGGACAGAGUGAAAACAAAGCUGGUCUGGAGGAUGAGGAAGCAGAAAUGGGCAAAGAGGAAGCCAUAGCGAUCAACGAGGAAGAGGAAGUGACCCAGGUGGAAAAGGAAGCGGGCCGGGCGGAACAGGAAGUGGGACAUGAGGAACAGGAAGCGGGACAUGAGGAAAAGGAAACGGGCCGGGAGGAACAGGAAGCGGGACAUGAGGAACAGGAAGUGGGCCAGAAGGAACAGGAAGUGGGACAUGAGGAACAGGAAAUGGGCUGGGAGGUAGGACGUGAGGGGCAGGAAGUGAGAAGUGCAGGGCAGGAAACAGGCCAGAAGGAAGAGGAAGAGAGUCGGGAGGAAGAGGAAGAGGAAGAGGAAGUGGGCCGGGAGGAAGAGGAAGCAGAUCAGGAGGAAGAAGAAGACGGCCAUGAGGAACAGGAAGCAGGCGGGGAGGACCAGGAAGCUGAUUGGGAGGAACAGGAAGCAGGCCAGGAGGAACAGGAAGAGGGCCGGGAGAAACAUGAAGCAGGCCAAGUGAAACAGGAUGUGUGCCGAGCGGGGCAGGAAGCAGAUCAGGAGGACCAGGAAGCAGAACAGGAGGAACAGGAAGCGGAUCAGGAGGAACAGGCAGCGUCCUUGAGGGAAGAGGAAGGCCUGUCGGACUCGGAAUUGAUGUCAGUGCCCUGGGACGACGCGGAAUACUGGGACAUCUUCUACUACGUGUCCCUGGUGGCGGCGCGAGAGCUGCUGCGCAUACGGCGGCGAGGACGGCCCGGGUAAGGGCCCUGAGCGGCGGCCAUCUUGGCCUGACCUCACCAAGAUGGCGGCCGAUGUAGAUAUUAGGAUGAACUCCGGGCUGGGCUGGGCUCAUCUCCCCGCCUGGCAACCUUGUAAAAUGUGUUUAUUGGAAUAAAAAUGACAUAUAUUGGUCUUGUUUACUUAC
This is a messenger RNA of Amblyraja radiata (thorny skate), 7822 nucleotides long. RefSeq names its product proline-rich protein 36-like. Gene Ontology annotation, cellular component: cytoplasm. The record is from RefSeq and is a predicted model, not a curated record. Lineage: Eukaryota; Metazoa; Chordata; Chondrichthyes; Rajiformes; Rajidae. The transcript has 2 exons. Bases 982 to 7659 code for a protein of 2225 amino acids.